This is a messenger RNA of Sarcophilus harrisii (Tasmanian devil), 573 nucleotides long. It is a transcript of the gene RNF183, whose product is annotated as ring finger protein 183. The coding region runs from base 1 to 573 and encodes 190 amino acids. Gene Ontology annotation, molecular function: ubiquitin protein ligase activity. NCBI's taxonomy places the organism in Eukaryota, Metazoa, Chordata, Mammalia, Dasyuromorphia, Dasyuridae. Gene Ontology annotation, biological process: protein ubiquitination. The transcript has a single exon. The record is from RefSeq and is a predicted model, not a curated record.
AUGGCUGAAAAACCGGGGAACGAGCCUGAGGCGGAGUGCCCGGUCUGCUGGAACUCAUUCAAUAACACUUUCCGAACCCCCAAGCUACUAGACUGCCGCCACUCCUUCUGCAUAGAAUGCCUGGCCCACCUGAGCUUGGUGUCCUCCUCGAGGCACCGGCUGCUGUGCCCCCUCUGCCGCCACCCUACGAUCCUGGCUUCGGACCGUCCGGUGACGGAGCUGCCCACGGACGCCGCGGUCCUGACCCUGCUGCGCCUGGAGCCCAACCAUAUCAUCCUGGAGGGCCGGCAUCUGAGCUUCAAGGAUGAGCGCAAGAACAGAUAUUUCCUGCGCCAGCCCAGGGUCUACACCCUCAAUUUGGAUGUUGAGCCAGAGAGCCAGACCGGCCCAGCCCAGCAGGGGGCGGCGCCCCCUGCCCCUGUGCCCGUCCCUAGCCACUUGUCCCUGCGCGAGUGCUUCCGCAACCCUCAGUUCCGCAUCUUUACCUACCUGAUGGCCGUCAUCCUCAGUGUCGCCAUGCUGUUAAUCUUCUCCAUCUUCUGGACUAAACAGUUCUUCUGGGGUGCAGGAUGA